This is a messenger RNA of Cherax quadricarinatus, 979 nucleotides long. The record is from RefSeq and is a predicted model, not a curated record. Lineage: Eukaryota; Metazoa; Arthropoda; Malacostraca; Decapoda; Parastacidae.
UUCAGGCAAGAUGACAUUAAACAGAAAAGUCUUGAAACGUGUGCAUUCGCCACUUAAGUCCCCAAAGCGAAAUAAUACUUCAUUGCGCAAGAAGGCGCUCAUUAGGCAGUUAAAUGAUGAAGUGCAGUUUGGUGCAGCAUCUAAAGCUAAUCUAAAAGUGGUUGUCAGGGUUCGGCCUCAAAACAAGUAUGAAGAGGAGAAUAAUGCAAGAUGCAUUGUGAAAGUUGUGGAUGAUCACAUGUUAGUAUUUGACCCUAAAGAAGAAAACGACGGGUUUUUCUUCAAAGGUAUUCGUCAACAUACAAGAGAUUUAAAUAAGCGUCAAAAUAGGGAACAAAAAUUUGCUUUUGAGAGAGUAUUUAAUGAGAGCUCCAGCAAUGAAGAUGUGUACGAGGCAACUACGCAAGAUAUUAUUGACACAGUUCUUAGUGGCUAUAACUGCUCAGUUUUUGCAUAUGGAGCGACAGGUGCUGGCAAGACCUUCACUAUGCUCGGGAAAGAUGACUACCCUGGCAUUGCUUUCUUGACACUGAUGGAACUUUAUCGGCGUAUUGAGGAGAUAAAAGAUGAAAAAACGUGUGAAGUUGGAAUAUCAUAUAUUGAGGUUUACAAUGAAAUGGUACGUGACCUUCUAGAACCAGGAAAACCACUCAAUGUACAAGAAGCUGGACGUCAAGUUAUAAUCCCUGGCUUGUCUCUACACAAACCAAAAAAUGCAGAAGAACUGAUGGCGAUGUUAGCACAAGGCAAUCGGAAUCGCACGCAGCAUCCUACUGAUGCCAAUGCAGAGUCUUCUAGGUCUCAUGCUGUGUUUCAGGUUUUUGUUCGUCAGCAAGAUCGUGUUGGAAAUGUUAAAUCUAAUGUUUCCAUUGCCAAAAUGUCGAUGCUAGAUCUGGCUGGAUUGAAUCGAGGAGCUGCCCACAGGCUUCAGGAGAGAGCCAGAGAUUUAGAGAGGGUUGCCAGUCUUAACAACACAUAA